UAGUCAGUCUCAGUCAAUGAUAAAUGCAGUAAUAAUGUCUUGACGUAUGUAUACAGUCGCAUCAUUAUCAGUGGUUUAGAAAUUAAUAAUGAACGACAUUAUUGUUAUUAGCCAAUAUUACAAAGUAAAUUGGACCAAACUCGUUAAAUAAAGAAUUAGCCUAUACUUAUUGGCAAAAACAGAUAGGCCUAAUCUAGCCUAAUAUAGGCCUAACUCGGCGUAAGUAAGGGGUAUUACUUAACACACUUUUCUAACGUUGUUUUCAUUAUUUAACAAUGAGUGAACUGCCUAGUGAAGAGGAUGAGCAUAUUUCUGUCUCGGAACCAAAUACAACUAAGCCUAGUAAAGUAGAACCAGAAUUAUUGGCCAAAGAAGAAAUAAACGAAUUGGAGGUUAGAGGUUGUAUUGUGGAAACAAAAGAACUGGCGAAUAAAAAUGCUGACCAUGCAAUCGAUCCUAGCUUAGAUAUAAAAUCAGAAAAUCCUGCAAAUGAUCCUUAUGCGUAUUUAGAAAGGAAUGGAUUCACUUCAGAAAUUUUCAAAAUUGAAGUAAGAGGAUUACCAAAGUUUUACGGAAUUGGGGAGUUAAAGAAGCUCAUCAACCACAAAUUGAAGCUGGGAUCCAACAAGAUUAAGACUCCGAAAACUGGAAGUCAAUGGCUAUACAUAUGCUUCCGCAAUGAAGAAGAUAAAGAAGAGGCUCUCAAAGUACUAAACGGAUUCAAAUGGAAAAAUAAAACCCUUUCAGCUUCUGCCGCAAAACCAGCUCCUGAUCCGUUGGUCAAACGCCGAAACGAAGCUUCUAACGAUGGCAACAACUCUGGCAAGCGACAAAAGAUGGACGACUCUCGACCUCAGCUUGAGCGUUUGAAAGAUUCAACUGUUCCUCUCUGGAGACUGACCCCAGAUGAACAGGCUGCUAAGAAAACCGAAAACGUCACAAAAAUCCUGAGAAACAUGGUGUAUGACAUUGAAAGGCAGAACCAUUCGUUAAAACCACAUUUCUGUGCUCAAAGAGAAAAGAACGAAGGAACACCACUGAUGAUGAAUACAAUCGUGAGAAGUCCUCGCCUUGAUGGUUAUAGGAACAAGUGUGAAUUCACAAUAGGUAUCGACAGUGAGACAGGGUUACCUACUGUUGGCAUGAGACUGGGCAGUUAUGCUACUGGUGUUGUCGGAGUGGCACCCGUGCAAGAUCUUCCUCAUGUGUCUGAUCGCAUGAAGCAUGCUGUCAAGGUGUUUGAAGAGUUUGUCAGAUCAUUGUCUCUGCCAGUGUUUGAUCCUGAGACCUACACCGGCCACUGGCGUCAACUGACCAUCAGGUGGGCGACUCGCACUGAUCAGCUGAUGCUGGUCGUCGGAAUACACCCGCAGCAGAUGACCAAUGAGGAGAAGGAAUCGUUCAAAGAGGGACUCAAAGACUUCUUUACUGCAGGGGAAGGAAGGGCUUUGAACGUGACAUCCCUUUACUAUCAGGAGAUUACAAAAAGACGGAGCGGGGAGGAGGAAGUGCUCCACCUGGUGUCAGGAGAGCCUCAGAUAUCAGAGCAGCUGUGUGGGCUCUGCUUUAGCAUCUCUCCUUUGUCUUUCUUCCAAGUGAAUACCGAAGCUGCGGAGUUGCUGUACGAUGCUGUGGGUACGCUGACACAGCUGACUGUGGAGACUACACUAGUGGACGUGUGCUGCGGCACUGGCAGCAUCGGACUGUCACUGGCCAAGAACUGUGGGCAAGUACUUGGUCUGGAAAUUAAUGAAAAAGCAGUAGAAGAUGCUCAAAAGAACGCAAGUGAAAACAACAUUACCAAUUGUGAAUUCUUUUGUGGACCAGCUGAGGAAAUUCUUCAGUCGGUCUUGGACAGAGCAAAGUUCCCUGAUGUGGUGGCAGUAGUGGAUCCACCUCGAGCUGGCCUCCGGCAGAACGCAGUUGUGAUGCUGCGUAGGAUAUCUAAGAUCAAGAGGAUUGCGUACAUCGCCUGUGACCUGAAGUGUGCAGUUAAGAACAUAGUGGAUCUGGCACGGCCAGCGUCCAAGACUCUGGCAGGAGCCCCGUUUGUCCCCAUGGCUGUCACCCCUGUAGAUCUGUUUCCUCACACAGAUCACUGUGAGGUGAUAAUCUACCUGGAGAGAGCAGACACGUAAGGUCAUCCAGACUGUAGAAUCUGACUAAGGAAGUGUCAGGGGUAGCAAAAUAUUCCUAAAUUAUCCUUCAAGGAAUUGCCCUGUUGUGACUGUGAGCCCUACUGUGAAAUUGUUGUUAACAUUGUUAGCUACUUAUUUUUGACUAAGUUACUGGGGAUUCUUUGAUAUUUAAUUAGUUUUUAGUCAGGUUUUAAAUUGAAACUAUACAUUUUAAUCAUUUGCGGGUUUUUAAAUGGCAAUUUAUAACAAAUUUGUUCCAAGUUUAAAGGAUAGGGAGAGAAAAUUAAAAUUAAUUAUUACAGUAGAGUCAGGAUAAUCCUACCUUCCCUAUUGACGAUUGAGUUCUGUGAUAUUUCCUCGUGGCAUGACCAAGCCGAUAUGUUAAAAUGUUAAAAUGACCCCUUAUUGCAUCCCCGUAUGAAGCAAAAAUAUAUGCUUUAUGCUUUUGUUGACUGUA
Molecule: messenger RNA, 2595 nt
Organism: Macrosteles quadrilineatus (aster leafhopper)
Lineage: Eukaryota; Metazoa; Arthropoda; Insecta; Hemiptera; Cicadellidae
Product: tRNA (uracil-5-)-methyltransferase homolog A-like
Exons: 9
Coding region: 276-2138 (620 amino acids)
Biological process (GO): RNA processing
Molecular function (GO): nucleic acid binding; RNA methyltransferase activity
Source: RefSeq, a predicted model, not a curated record